Solea solea (common sole) is the source of this 3315-nucleotide messenger RNA. It is a transcript of the gene depdc1b, whose product is annotated as DEP domain containing 1B. Gene Ontology annotation, biological process: intracellular signal transduction. NCBI's taxonomy places the organism in Eukaryota, Metazoa, Chordata, Actinopteri, Pleuronectiformes, Soleidae. The transcript is spliced from 11 exons. The record is from RefSeq and is a predicted model, not a curated record. The coding region runs from base 136 to 1734 and encodes 532 amino acids.
GCAACGUUUUCGGUUUGGGGAGUCGGUGACGCUGCCGCAGCUUUCAAUUUGAACGUCAAGACUUUUAAACUUUACAGAAAAGUUGUUGUAUUUUAAUGUUUUCACACGAGUGAGGCACGUUUUUCCUCAUACGUCAUGGAGGGUACAGUCAUUGGACCGGGUCCGUACCGGGCGACGAAGCUGUGGAAUGAAACCAUUAAACUCUUCCGUUUGGGAAUGCCACUCAGAAGACACUGGGCAAACUUCCGCUACUAUGACAGCAGUUUCACAGGAUCUGAGGCUGUAGAUUACUUGCAUGAGCUUCUGAGGCGCAACUACAACUUUGGGCCUGACGUGACUCGCUACCAAACCCUGCAGCUGCUUAAGAAGUUCCUCAAGGCACACGCCAUAGAAGAUAUCAAGGGACGUCAUGGGACAGAGGAUUUUGAAGACAAUGGCCAGCUGUACAGGUUUCCCACACUAUCUCCUCUGAAGUCUCUUCCAACAAGGCCUCUUUUGAGAGACAGCAGUGACCUGCCCAGACUCAUCCGUUGGGAUGACUAUGAAGAACUGCCUCAGCAGGAAAACAUUGCACCCCAUAAAUCGGCUGUCAUGGCUUCAGAUUUGUGGAAUAAAAGACACAGUGUAGCUAUUGGAGAUGUGCAUGAGUGCAAGCUCAUACGGAGGAAGGAGAUUACUACAAAACAAGUGGACCACAUUUGGAAAUCGAUGACAGUUGCACAUUUACAGAGAGUGCUGGGCCUGAAGUCAUUGGAUGGAGUGUUAAACCCCGCACAUGUGAACGGCAAGCACAUUGUUCACAACGUGUUCAGUGUUAAUAAGACGGGCAUAGUCGUACUGGAGAACAAAGCUGAUGACCUGCCCUAUUGGGUGGUAUCAGCAAUGAAAUGUCUUGCCAACUGGCCUAAUGGCAGUGACAGCAAACAGCCAGUGUACCUGGGUUUUGAGAGAGAUGUUCUGAAAACAGUAGCAGAUUAUUUUCAAAGACUCAAAGAACCUCUUCUGACUUUCCAUCUAUAUGAGGUCUUUGUCAACAUUCUUAGUCUGCUGCAGGAGGAGGAGGUGACCACUGAAGCUCUUCAAAUCAGCAGUCUGUUGCUGCCACCGCCCAACCGAAGACGCCUCCAGCUUUUAAUGCGUCUCAUGGCGCGGGUCUGCCAGAAUCCCCACCUGCCUCCUCUCAAUGACACCAUUACUACCCGCACACUGAUGCUGCAGAUGUUCUCUCAUUGCGUUCUGGGCUCGGUAGAUGAGAUGGACUUGGACGAGCUGCUGGCCACCAAACUGGUGACGUUCAUGAUGGAUCACCACAACACCAUCUUCCAAGUGCCCUCCAAGCUGCGUUGCCAGGUUGAGGAGCAUAUGUCCCAUCUCAAGAGAGUUCAGAUCAAAUAUGCGGGUUCAGACACAGACUUUAGCGCUUCUCCAGCUUUUUGUAAACAGAUCAGGAGGGUAGAGUCUGAGGAGCAGAAAGUGAUUGGUACACAGACCCCCAUACAGGAGCUGCUGGAGGGUCUGAUUGCAGACAAAGAACUUCCCGCCAAGGAUAAAAGAAAAAGGCUUAAACAGUUUCAGAGGUUGUACCCAGAAGUCUACCACAAUCGAUUUCCUACCGAGGAAAGCAAAGCAGCCGUCAUACCUGAGAAACCCCCUCGACCCAAACCUCCGCUUAUGUUCUUCAACCUCAAGAAAUCUUUCCAGCCUUUCCAGAGAAGCUGGAGUUUUAGGGCAUGAUCUGCCUCCAUCGACAAGUCUGAAAAUCAGGCCGUGCUCACAUCUCAACCUCGGGGUCUUCUCACAGGGAGCGAUAUCACUGACAAGGUGCACUGUUCAGAUUUGGUACCACUACGUUUUGAAUUUGUAGCACUAUAACUAGGUAAUGUUUUCACACCUAAUUUUUAUUCGUGUGGUUGUAGUUGUGGAAUAUUGCCAUCUAUGACUAACUUCAAACAUAUAUACAUUCAGGGCAUUUCCAGAUUUCUACUGAUUGUUGCCAGAAAACUUGAACAAAUGAUAUAGUCACAAAAUAAAUGAACCACUCAUGUUUCUUAAAAAGAGAACUGCGACGAUAGAAAGAAAAAGGGACGAAACAAGUUAUUUACAAAACUAUAACUAGAUUCACCGUAUUCAGAAGAGCUAAGAAGUCAAAAUGUAUAAAACAAGCAAUGACACAGCACUGUUAGAUAUUAAGAUAACCUCAAACAUUGCAUCUUGCAUUUCCAAGUAUUAGAUGUUAAACAUAUCUUCUUUAAACCUGGCAAUGUUGCUGUGGCAAUUUUUUUAAGUGUUAGGUUUUUCUAACAAAGUGUUUUUUUUUUUUUAAAUGCUGUUAACGUUGAGGUGUUUUUUGUGAAUUGUGUUUAAUUUCAUUUGCAUUUUGUCACACAGCCACUGUGUUGAAAGUCAGAAUUUAAUGUAGCUAAGUUGAAUGAAUGCAUUUCAAGUCUAAGGGGUGAUUUAUUUUAACGUUUUAGCUUGUGAUAUAUUAAUGAUCAAAGUGUAUCAUGCUCUUAGAUUCAUAUUAAUACAGUUUUAUUGUAUGUUAUGCUGUACUGCAGCCACAGUGUUGCCUCUGAAUGACCUUUGACCAUGUCAUUUAAUGAGCGUGACUCCUGUGAUGCAAACGUGGAAGGGUCAUUAUGGCGCAGAAAGCACAAAUGCAUGUUUGUGUCUGUCGGGUUAAUGGUUACUUAAUGUCGCUGAACAUAUCAAGGGUUUGCCCCAGAAAGGGAGUGGCUGUGACGUGUUACUUAAAUGAGAAGUGUUAGUUGCAACUCUGUGGAGAAAAUUACAUUUACAACAAUGACAUCAAUCAUAACAAAAUACGUAAAAAAUGUAUAGCUGUUGAGAUGUCCUGAUACCAAAUCUCAGACAAGGGAAUAAGCAAGCUGUCACCAUCCUCUCUUCAUUAACCCUCCCUGUACUUUACUUGAUUACUACAUGUGCACUCUACUCUCAUUUCACAUUUUUAUUUGUCAGUUUUAUUCUGUAUAUAAGAACUAUUCUCUUGAUUGGUACAUAUUUCUCUGAUAUUUUCAAUGUUUUGUCGUAAUUUUUCUGUUUCUUUUUCUGUCACGUCCAAUCGUGUGUUUUGUUUUUAAUAAUUUUAAACGUAUUGUUUCUGCCUAAAGGCCACUCAUUUCUGUUUCUUCAUCAAUGCUGUUGAACAAAUACAAUGAUGCUGGAAUAACUGUUACACUUGAAUUGCUGCUGUGCUGGAAAAAAGAAAGAUCAGGAGAAAAGAGUUAACACACUGAUGCUGAUUUUCAUAUUAAAAAAAAAUGAUCUGCAAUUAGAAAAUGUGUGUCUGUGAAA